AUGCAGAAUCUGACCGACCUUCCAGGCAAUGCCACCAACUCACAGAAGAGCCUGUCUGUGAUAAUCAAGGUGUGUGUGGUGAUCCCCUUCUUCUGCAUCUUCCUCUACUGCAUCGUGGUCAUGCUGCACACCUUUGCCUCCCACAGACAGUUCCUGGACAACUCCCGUUACAUCCUGUUUGCCUACAUGCUGAUCAACGACACUCUCCAGCUCCUCUCCUCUGUCCUCCUCUUCCUCUUCGUCAUGGGCAAUGUGAAGUUCGCCAUCGUCUACUGUGCCCCUCUACUCUUCUUCUCCACCUCCACCUUCCAGAACACCCCUCUGAUCCUGGCAGCUAUGUCCCUGGAGCGCUACGUGGCCAUCUUUUACCCUCUGCAGCGCCCGGCCGCCUGGCGCGCUGACCGCAUCUGGAUCAUCAUCCUGAGCCUGUGGCUGGUCAGCUGCCUCCUGCCCAUCGUGGACUUUUCUCUGGGAGAGACUAAGCCUGGCGUGAACGUCCUCUCCACCCCGGUGCUCUGCAAAACCCUGGUCCUCAACUCAUCCCCCGUCCAGACGCUGUUCAAGGUGUCGCUCAACGGUCUGUUCUUCGCUGUGGUGGCGGCCAUCAUCAUGUUCACCUACAUGAGGAUCCUGCUGGAGACCAGGAAGAUGCGUCAGGACCGGGCGUCUGCGGGAAAGGCCAUGCACACAGUGCUGCUCCACGGUUUUCAGCUACUGCUGUGCAUGAUCGCCUUCACCCACCCAGUCACAGAGAGCCUCAUCCGUAUGCACGCUGGCUGGCUGCACGAGCACAUCUCCUUCUUCAACUACUUCUGCUUCAUCCUGCUGCCGCGCUUCCUCAGCCCACUCAUCUACGGCCUGAGAGAUGAGAGCCUGAGGGGCUACAUGAGGGGAGCUGUCCUGUGCUGCUCACACAGACACAGGAUCAGCCCCAGAGCCCCGGCCACCAAGCCUAGGGUCAAAUGAACUGGUCCUGAAGCGGAGCCACUGGUCAAAUCAAUGUACAGACUAGUAGCCUGUAUAUGUUAGUCAAUAAAAACAUAUUAAAAGAGUAAAGCCCUGGCUGGAUGACAGCCAUUAUGUCAUUAUAAAGCUGGUGUCUUUUUAAAACGUAAAUUUGUUGGUUACUAUCUAAAAAAAUAUAUAUAUAUGUUUUCUUCAAACACAGAGGCUUGCUUUGGAAUAGAAAAUAUUGCUUCAGAAGACUUUGAGAAACCGUAAACUCGUACGCUAGAUGUCACUAUAAUUCCAAAUGUAUCAAGUGGGUGCAACUUGGGUCACCGCACUGGAUGAAUGUGCGCACAUAGGAAGACGUUCAGUUUCUUUGGCGAAAUUAGAACAUUGAUUCCUAAAACAAUAAGGUUUGAUUAUUUGAUAUUCAGAGUUAUUAUAAAAUCAUUUAACGAGACUAAUAUAUGAGUGGAAUGCAGGUACUGGGCACAUUUACGCAUCACAAUUCCAAAGGGCAAACUGUUGCAAUACAUUUUGAGCAAAUACAGUUUUCCUAAACUACCUAAUGUAAUAUGAUUGUUCAUUAAUCAUGCAACUUCAUAUAUGAGAUUGCUAUUUCGUUGAACCAUUCCUCCGGAUGACAGAUCAAGUGAAAUGGCGAAAGCUGAUCUCUCAGGUGUGAGCACUGUUGAGAAAGAACAUUGACGAGAAUCACACAGAACGGCAGGACCGAGCACAGCUUUCCCGUAGGGCAGGUUUGAGUGGUUUCAAACAAGAAACUGCGCUACACUUCAUACAUUUACAGCAAUAACCAUUGGAGAUUAGAGUCGACAAAAAACUAGCGCAAGCACAGGCAACGGCAACAUUUUGAACAUCAUCGAGGGUAUCAUACGCGCGCAAAAUGCUAUAUUAUUUCAAAUCCAUUUACUCAGCCUGUGUUAUAUUCAGUAUGAUUUUGAUGCCAUUAUAUUUUGGUGAGAUGUAUACGUCAUUAUUGAACGUAAAACAAGCCAUCAACGUUGAAAGACAACUUAUUGAUCAUUUAGAAACUUACAUCGAACACGAAUCAGAGAGACUUGAAGACAUCAAAAGGUGAGUAACAUACAGGAAAUGUUGUCAUGAUGCACGUGGGCUUGAUAGCCUAUCACUUGUAUUGUAGGCUUAAUUAUUAAGGCUUUGGAGUGGGUGGUUUUAGAGCGAGAAAGCUAACAAAUAGAGAUAAAUAAUUAUGUCUAAAUUUGGGCUAUAUGUCCUUUAUUAUAUUUUGUUCCAUACAAUCUCAUGAAAGGCUACUGUUAUCGAUUUACUUUGGCCUUUGUAUUCCUUGCGGGACAUAUGCUAUCGAUGAAUCACCUCCAUCCGUUUAGGUAACUUUAGAAGGAACUUACCAUUAUAAUGACUAAUUCACUAAUGUUAAGUUCCUUCUAAAGCCUAUCAUAAACUCAAGAUGAGUUCUAUACUGAUUUAGGAGCAGUUUGAUUUCCAUGGAAAGCCUCAUGCAUAUAUCAUUGCAUGGUUGUCUCCCCUAUCAUGGUAUUACCUUAAGGUGAUAUAUUCUCUCUAAACUUAUAGACUCUUUCUGCAGGUUUUAUGCAAAGGUUUCAGACUUGCACAAUGAAGUAUACAGUGGACCAUCAACUGCUAUGGCAAACCCCUUGGUGGCGUUCACUCUUAUCAAGCGCUUGCAGUCCGAGUGGCUGAAUCUGAUCUACAGUGAUGAGGCACAAGAGAACACUCAAGGUUAUUUCCCUUUAUGACUCUCUUUAGAAACACAUCUGGUCCUUACAACUGACAUCACAAGUUUGUCAAAGGUCCAUCCCCCGCUUCUUGUGUCCUGUCAUCAGCUCACUCCCACUCACUACCCCCUUGUUGUGUUUCAGCCUUCAGGUCUGGUUACGAGGAGGUGGAGAAGGAGGGCAGCUUGCCCAAACUGGAGGACCUUCAGGGGGCUGCCAAGGGCCUGAUGAGGCUACAGGAUGUGUAUGCCCUUCAAGUGGGGGGACUUGUGAGAGGUCACUUCCAGAGGAUCACUAACGGCAACCCCAUUGAUAUCUACAGUCCCACAGUAUCUGUUCCUCUUUCUGGGGAUGACUGCUUCCUGGUUGGGAAGGUAAGCCACCAAUAACUCACCCAUUUAAUCAAUGGCUGCGCCUAAUUCUCCACCCUUCUCCUGAAGUGUGCACUUGCACGCUGUCUCGCAUGGAUCUAACAAUGAUGGAAACUCCCUCCAGCCAAUGAUUACACUAAUCCCAUGUGUAAACUGAACAGGUAUAAGCACUCCUUCAUUCCCAUGUCCAUCAUACCUGAACGGCAAUAGUACGCCACUGACUGAAUAAGGGAAUGUGCAAUAUGUAUUAUGUAGGUAUGUGGCUAUAUGAGAAGUGUGGAUGAAAAGGGUAAUGUGCAAUGUAUGUAUUUUGAGUGUGUAAUGUACAGUGUCUUUUGUAUACAGCAGUACUGUGUGUUCAAGACAGUUUUCCCCUUGGGGACCGUAAAGUUCAUCUUAUACCAUGUUUUUAAAUCCAUGAUGGGGAUUGUGCAAGUGCACACUUCUGGAAAAGGGACGCAGCCUUUAAUGCUUCAUUUUAGUUAAUUUCCUUUUGGCCUCAGCUCACUAUGGGGGGGACCAAAAGGAAAUCCCUGCUCACAUUGCACUCUCUAAACUGUCAACUGGGGGAGCAUGUAACAGGAGGAGUGCUAGCCUGCUGGGCAGAUGGUGUUGUGAUCCCUGAUUAGCAUCCCAUACCAGAAGACCAUAAAACACAGUUUUGUUCUGAGCCUGUCAUACUCUGUGGUUAGAUAUUAGAGAUGGAGUAAAGGCCUCUCCCUGUGUGUCAGGGGGAUUCAUAUAGAGAGACAAGACCGGAGUGUUCUCUCAGACAAAUUUGAAAAAGGGUGCAUGAAAUGCAUCCCAAAUGGCAGCCUAUUCCCUAUUUACUGCACUACAUUUGACCAGAUUCAUAUGGGUCCUGGUUAAAAGUAGUGCACUAUAAAGAGAAUAGGGUGACAGUUGGGACACGGACGAAGUCUACCUCAUAAUGAGUCACUCCACAAUGGAUCCUACUGUGUGGGACAGUGUGGAAAAUACAUUAUCUCUGUUUAGGGAAGUCUAAGAAUGUGGAGUAGGGGCGUUUGCCUUCACUUGUGUUAACACCAAGAUUAUCUGACUGUGACCAUGUGUAAACAGAUGCUCUGUUUGGGGUGUUGUGAGUCAGCAUGUAGUAACAGUUCUACAACUGCACUUUUAUGGUGGCUAAAACCCAGUCGUUAAAACCAGCAGGAUAAGCUAAGGGUUAACUUUAUUUCUCACGUUUCCGGGGCACGUACAAAGCCGCAGCCACCAUCAACAAUCAUAGUGCUACAUGUACUUUACGUGGCUCUCUCUUCUCUUCAGCUCUAGAUGCGAGAGAAUAACAUUUAUAAUGCUAGAAAGGUGUUUACUCUUUCCUUCCAACAUAAGUUUGGAUUCCAGAUAAACAUUUCCAAGUAUGGGUGUAUGACUGUUCAGGAAAAGAAUGUGUCUCAAUUUCUCAUUAUAAAAUCAUUCUGUUGUUUUCGAAUGCUAACAUCCUGUUGUUGUAUUGUAGGUUGCCUAUGAGCUGGAGGACUACUACCAUUCAGUGCAGUGGCUGGAGGAGUCAGUGCGUCUGUUCCGAGGGGCAGGGGGGGAAUGGAGCCCAGAGAAUGAGGGAACUCUUGAAGAUGCUCUGGAUCACCUGGCCUUCUCUCACUUCAAGGCAUGUCUAUUUUGCACAUAGAAAUUAAAGUUAUUCUGAUUUUGAAUAUGAUUAUUUUCAAAAUAGAUUGACUUACUGGUUGAAAAAAAAAAAUUUGAGAGAAUAUUUUAUUCUUUUUGCAUUUUGUUGACCAAAUUUAACUUUUUUGUUUUUUUUCAGACAGGAAACAUCUCCUAUGCACUGAGUCUCUCUCAGGAGUUGUUGAACCAUGGUAAGCCUAUUCACUUAAAACAUCCCACUAUACUGUGGCCUGGGGUGGUCCAGCGGUAUAAACAGCUGUCUCUGGAUCACACAUACUAUGCACCGUUGCGAGCAUGGGUUUUACUCUGACCCACUACUCCUUCCUUUCUCUUUAUCCUGUACAAUAAAAAUAUGAAAGGAGUGGGACUGCCCCACUCCUUAAAAAAACAUCCCACUACUGUCCCACAGUAUAUAGAGGCAGCCUGGUCAACAUCUGCUUUGUAUGUCAGCCUAUUUCCCCAUACAGUAGCUGAACUGUGCAUAAUGCAGACGUGGACCUGGACCUUACAAUUCAGGCCACCUUUUAAUAAAAGUAAAUACAUUUCCUGUAAAGUGAUCAGGAAAACAUCUGUACUGCUCGCUUGUUUGUAUUUUACCAACUGGACGCUGUGAUUUGUUUCUCCAAACUCAUGGUAUCAUAUUGAUGGUAAUUACAUGAUUCCCUUCCUGAAGAUCCGAUGAACGGGAGAGUUUUGAAGAAUGUAGAGAAGUAUGAGCGACUGCUUGUUGACAGUCCACCCUUACUGAGCACUGACACUGGGUUGAAGAGGCCCAACACCACCUAUCUACGGACAAGGAACACCUACGAGAGACUGUGUCGGACACAGGGCACUCAGGUAUACUCAUCUAUGAUAUUAUAAUCUUGUCCACCCAGCCGGUUAUAUGCGGUAGCAAUUAAGUGAUACAUUUGCUAACUUUUAGAAAUGCUCCAAACAGCAACAGAAAUCAUAUUGUCCUUUUAAAUGUAUGACACCAUAUGAGCCACCAUAUGAGGAAAACAGUUGUGGUUUUCAAAUAAUGUGCUGAGACUUGGCUACAGUCUGGAGCUCACAGAGAGAGAAAAUAGUUUUAAAUUACAAGUUCUGAGGAUGAAAAGAAAAUACUGCUGCUUUCUUUCCAUGUUUCGGCUCCAGUAAUGGACUUCAGAUGCCCUUCUCUCCUCACAGCCAACGCAUUAUGAAAACCCCCUGCUGUUCUGUGACUAUUUCAACAAUGACAGUCCUGGGUUGCUACUGCAGCCAAUCAGACGUGAGGUGCUGAACCUGCAGCCGUACGUGGUCCUCUACCACAGCUUCAUCACUGAUUCAGAGGCAGAGAGUAUCAGGGACCUCGCCCACACAGGGGUGAGUGUCUAUGUACUGCCAUGGUGUCAACCCUUUUACUCAGAAAAGGCCUAUCAGGCGCAGUAUGUAUCAAACGUCUCGGAUAAGAAGUGCUGAUCUAGGAUCAAGUCCUCCCCAUCCAAGUCUUAUUCAUUGUAAUCUAAAAGGCAAAACUGAUCCUAAAUCAGCCAUCUAACUCUGAGACGCUUGAUACAUAUGGCUCCAGAUUCCAUUGUCAUAACAUUGAUUCUGAUUACCACAUUCCAAGUCCAUUGAAAAUGAGGACUGUCUUUUAAAUAACAUAACUUAUAGAAGAGACCCCCCUGUGUCAUGAUUUGUUUUUGCUCAUCUGAAGGAUUAUUAAAUGCGUUACAUGUCAACGGCCUAUUUUCUGUAUUUUAUGACUCCAGUAAAGAUUGUGCAGGAGAGUGACUCUACACACCGAACACUGUUCGUUUUGGCUCUGCUGGGAUAACGGUUAUUUCAGGAAAUUUCCCAACUGCCAUCUUUUUUCCCUUUGGUCUGGCCGCUUAGACUGCCACUGAACUGAGGUGCUAGUUUUUCACCCGAGUAAUAGUUACAGCUUGGAUUACAUUGGCAGGCAUUGAUAGGAUUUUUAUCAUAUAGUAAUAUUUCUAUUCUUGCAUGUUUUGUGAUCUCAAAUACUUUAUCUACCAAGGGUUUUAGAAAGGCUCAGUCUCUGUUCUGUGACCUGGUUGCAAUUUUUACAAUAUUAACAAAUAUUAACAAUCUGAUAAUACAUGCCAAAAAGAGCGCAAAUAUGUCCAUCAAGCUGGUUUGCAAGAAGAACGUCUGACUGAAUUGACUUUGCUUUGUACUGAUCCCAAUCUAGGAAAAGUGGAACAAUAGUGAUAGGAUUAGGGAUCUCUCAAAAACCCAUGGGAGGAAUAGUUGAUAUUGUUCCAACCAUUAAGCAAAGGUUAAAGCAAUAAGGGAUACAUUACUUCCGAUCCUUGGCAGAGUGCCUCAGACGGUCCAAAUUGCUGAGGGCUCUAUGGGUAAAAACUGUGACUUCUCAUCUCAAUAGCUAAUGGAAAAUAAUACUGUAUCUGUCCUGUGCCAGCAGCAUAUAAAGAUCUAUCCUCCUAAUAGUGUUUAUGCUGACUCAGUUUUUCAGGCGAGAUGCUGUAACCAAAAUGAUCUCCUAGAUUGUGUGAGGUUUUGGCACUGUUCAACAGGUUUUCCACCCCUUCUUCAAAUGGAAAUCCCUCCACUUAUUUCAUCAUUAUGUCAACAUUUGAUGGCACUCUGGUGGGUUGAUUAAAACCAGGCCUGGUCUGCGUCUCAAAUGGCACCUUAUUCCCUCAAUAGUGCACUACAAAAGUAGUGCACCAUAUAGGGAAUAGGGUGUCAUUUUGGAAUCACAUCUGGAGUAUUAGUAAUUUGGAGCCUGGAGCACAUGCAGCACUCCUUGCCCUGAGCACAUAGACCCAUAUAUCAUUGCCUGAGCAUGGUAUUCGUGUGUUCAUGCUUGGCUCCAAGGGUUUAGUAUUAGCUGCCUAGUCCAAAGUAUUUAGCGAGGGUGUAGAUGGAAAUGCCAGUCAAGUAUUUCCAUCAGACACGGCUUCAUUGGAAAAUGACUGCGGUUGCCAGUUGUUUAGUUUUUACAUGUUGUCUUUUUUGUAUGUUAUUUACUGUGUUCUUUUGGAUGUUCUCUUCUCUAUCCUCACAUCAUUCAUGUUUCUCUUGGCAGACAGAGCCCUGCAGUUUGAUCCUAAAACGUUACUGCUGUAUAAAAUGAUUGAGUAUUGACAGUCUUCUUGCUUAUUGUGCCAUAAGUUAAGGAGAUCUGUGGUGGCAUCUGGAGAGGAACAGGCUACUGCAGAGUAUCGCAUCAGCAAGAGGUACUACUAUCAGAAACAUGUCACUAUUAAAUGUAUAGUUUACAGUUCAUUCUCAUAUCACUUACAGCAGUAAUAAAAGCACCAAGCAGAACAAUGCACCACAGCAACCAGUGAAUAUACUGUAUAGCACUAUAAAAUGCUUGGGCUAAUUUUAUGGUGCACACAUGAUUUUCAGGCUUAUUAGCUUUAUGUAAUGUAUGAUAGUUAAUUGUGGGAUAGACUUUAACCUUUGAAUGGAAAGUGGCUGAACAUCUCUGGAACCUACAGUAUCAGUGGAAGAGUUAGUGUACUUCAUUGUCUUACAUCAGGUAGCACGACGAGUAUCAGCACUGAUCGGUUGAGGACUGCACAUCACGUAGGAAUGACGCCACCUGUCAGAAGUAAUGAGUCAAAUUUGGGCCUUUCUAAAACCUUUGGUAGCAUCAGGUCGAGCUCAAACCAAGACAGUAACAUUAUCUGUAUUAUGAGAGUUUGUGGUUUGUUUUUCAGUGCAUGGUUAAAGGAGACAGCCCACCCUAUCAUUGGGAGGCUGGACCAGAGAAUCACCUUGCUCACAGGUCUCAAUGUGCAGCCUCCGUAUGCAGAGUACCUCCAAGUGGUGAACUAUGGGAUUGGAGGACACUAUGAACCCCAUUUUGACCAUGCAACGGUGAGUGGGUUUCUCUAUCUUUAGAACGGUAGAUCUUGAAUAAACCCUACAUUUACUACAUUAAUAAACACUUAAUGCAAUACUGUACCCUCAUUUUGUGUGUUUGUGAUGGGCUGUGUCCCAAACGUCACCCUAUUUCCUAGUACAGGGGUUCCUAAACUUUUUCACUCAGACACACUGACAUGACGAGGAAAACUGAUGAUGCACUAUCCAAUUUCAAAAUUGCACCUUGUGCAUUCUACUAUUACAACUUAUUUUGGGGAGGGGUACCCGCGCUUCCCGCCCCCCCCCUGCCGGGCGCGCCCCCCAGUUUGGGAACCACUGCCCUAGUGCACUACUUUUGAUAAAGUAGUGCUCUAUAUAGGGAAUAGAAUGCCAUUUGAGACGUAGCUAUUGUCUUUGGCGGUAAAGUAAGGACAUAUAUUUAUGAAUACUAUUUCCUACAUGUAACCAGUCAGCAUCAAGCCCCCUUUUUAGGCUCAACACUGGGAAUCGAGUGGCAACCUUCAUGAUAUACGUAAGUUAAUAAUUUGUUUUAUCUUGUUAUCUUAUUAUAUGUGCAUGCUUGUCUCAUUUGUGCAAAUCCAGUAAAAGCAUCUUUGGAGAGACUGUACACUAGAUUGCUUCUAUCAGCAUCAGAAUUCAGUAUGUUCUUAGUGAAAUUGCAAUGAGAUAUCUUUAGUCCAAUGUCAAACUUCCAGUUAAGGCGGUAUGGAAAAUAAUGUCUGCUUGUGAGUUUUUGACAAACUCAAAACUCUGUAUUCCGGCACGGAUGGCUUUUUUAUGACAUGUGCUAGACAAGACACAACUCAGUGAGAAUGUUGUCAUCCUCCACAGCUCAGCUCUGUGGACGCAGGUGGGUCCACAGCCUUCAUCCAUGCUAACUUCAGCGUUCCUGUUGUGGAGGUAAAUGCACCGCACACGUCAGCUGCUGGCUAAACUUAAGAUGUGUCCCAAAUGGCACCCUAUUCCCUACAUAGUGCACUACUUUUUUUACCAGGCUGUUUGUCAAAAGUAGUGCACUAUAUAGGGAAUAGGGUGCUAUUUGGGACAAAGCCUUAAUCUUCUUCUGUUUACCCAUCGAAAUUGCUUCAAGCCAGAACACGUACGCUCAUAAGCCUUCACUCUGUGCAGCUGUUAAAUGAAGAAUAAUGAGAGAUUCCUUCCUCAGAAAGGUCAUAUCAUUUCUUUAAAUGUUUUGAGUAGUACUGUUGAGUAGUACUGUUCUUAUGACAGUAGGCCUGUUGAGAAAAGAGGAGCCAAAGGCUGUCUCCCAAAUGGCACCCAAUUCCCUUUAUAGUGUACUACUUUUGAUCAGGACCAUGGUCAAAAGUAGUACAUUAUAUAGGGAAUCUGAUGCCAUUUGGUUACGCAGCCACAGUGUAGUGUUUGGUUUAAUAAAUGUGCUGCUGUUGAAAAGACACAGGACCUCACCAGGUUUUAACCUCUCAACCUGGAUUUUAUUCAGGUUUCACUUCCUGCCUCAAGUGUUGGCAAAAAUGUCUCACUGGGAACCCUUUCCAUGUCCCCAUAUCCAUGUCAAAUAUGUUGUACUUGGAGCACAGCUAUGCACGUGGGAUUUUAACUUACACGUAUACAAAAUUGAAUUUUAAUGGAGGAACAAUGGCUUAGGAUUGUCAAGUAGAGGAGUAGACCAUACAAAUUCCAGGCACGAUAGUGGCCCACACAAAAUCCAGGCACGAUUUAAAAUGUUUAUUUCCAAUGUUUUUAGUGACACAUUUCCAAUGUCUCUCAUGUUCUAGAAUGCUGCCCUCUUCUGGUGGAACCUCCAUAGGAACGGUCAAGGAGAUGGGGACACUCUGCAUGCUGGCUGCCCUGUCCUUGUUGGGGACAAAUGGGGUAAGAGGCUUUAAUGAGACAACCGGGAACUCCACAUAGUUCCUAUAGAAAAACAUACAGGUACAGUGAGCAGUGUCAGAUGUGGAAAGCUAAGGACCCUACGUCUAUUCCAGGAGCCCCUGUCUGUCAUACUGAAGUCACAGCAGGAGCCCGGGGCCACAUCUGCACUGCAUUACACAGAUAGUGUUAGGUACGAUAUAGAGAGGUCAGGCACUGAGCACUGCUCUGGGAUGCUAAACAUGUGGGCCUCCAUUCCACAUCAUUAUAACAAGGAAAUGGGGCCCCAUUUCCCAUUAUUGAUGGUUCUAUACAAGAGAUCCAUAUAAAUAUACAAAUGUUUGUCUACACUUUUAGGGGGUCAGUGAGUAUUUAACGACUCCUUUUUACAGACCUGUAUAUUAUAUUUGAUGUUUGUUUGACUACUGUGUGACAUACACCACUAACACAUACUCUCUGUCCAUGCCCUGUUCCAGUGGCUAACAAAUGGAUCCAUGAGUACGGCCAGGAGUUCCAGAGACGCUGCAGCCCCAAUCCUGAGGAGUGAGAGGGGAGAAAGCAGCUGCUGGGACCACUUGGAGUACAAGAGUCCGCCUCCACAAUGGAGCCGCGCGCACCACGCAGGCAGAGAGAGGGAGGGAACGAGAGAGGGAGCAAGAGGGCAUGAGAGAGAGCUAGCAGCUGGGGGAGGGG
This is a messenger RNA of Coregonus sp. 'balchen', 11095 nucleotides long. The record is from the annotation of a GenBank genome assembly. NCBI's taxonomy places the organism in Eukaryota, Metazoa, Chordata, Actinopteri, Salmoniformes, Salmonidae.